AUGGUGGCUUUGAAGGUAAUUAUAACACUCGCUUUGGCGCUUUGUGCUUGGACACAAACCAUCCCUGGACACAGUUCUCUUCAGCGUCAACUUAUUGCCAAGAGAUCUAGAGACGACAUUACAGAUGAAAUUUUCCUUAAUUUACCAGCAACUGAAAUUGAUUUUAUCAACUAUCAUAUCAAGAAUCUCACCGAUGCAAGUGGUUCCAAGUGUGAUAAAUGUAAAAACAGAUUGAAAUAUGCAAAGUCGUUGGUUGAAGAGUUUCCAGAACAAGAGCAUUUGGUAACAUUGCUUUUGUUUAAAGAUUGCACCAACAACGCAUACUACGCUGACUCGUGUUAUUACGAAGAGUUCUUUGUCACCACUCACAGCCAAAAUUUCGAAGCGUUUAAUGACAAUUUUGAUUCUGGGAUUACUUCAGGCACAAGUGUCAAU
Lodderomyces margitis is the source of this 435-nucleotide messenger RNA. RefSeq lists its product as uncharacterized. Lineage: Eukaryota; Fungi; Ascomycota; Pichiomycetes; Serinales; Debaryomycetaceae. The record is from RefSeq and is a predicted model, not a curated record. The transcript has a single exon. The annotation marks the transcript as partial.